This is a messenger RNA of Monoraphidium neglectum, 2067 nucleotides long. RefSeq lists its product as hypothetical. The record is from RefSeq and is a predicted model, not a curated record. Bases 1 to 2067 code for a protein of 688 amino acids. The transcript is spliced from 2 exons. NCBI's taxonomy places the organism in Eukaryota, Viridiplantae, Chlorophyta, Chlorophyceae, Sphaeropleales, Selenastraceae. Gene Ontology annotation, cellular component: Rad6-Rad18 complex; nucleus. Gene Ontology annotation, biological process: DNA damage tolerance; protein monoubiquitination. Gene Ontology annotation, molecular function: protein binding; single-stranded DNA binding; ubiquitin protein ligase activity.
AUGAGCCUUCGGCGCAUGUCCGAGAGCGCCGACCUGCCCGGCCACGUGGACAUCGCGGCUUGGAUCGCCCGCAGCGCCGACGGCCGCCUGACGCUCGGCCGGCGCAAGGAGCACCUCGGCCUCGAGACCGGCGCGGCGCCCCGCCUGCUCUCGCGCCUUCACUGCUCGCUGCGCCUUGAUGGCCGCGACCUGCUGCUUACCGACCACGGCUCCACAAACGGCACCUUCUACUGCCACCCGGAGGCCGAGGAGAACGCGCAGCGCGCGCCCGCGCACGAGGAGGUGCGGCUGCCGCCUGGGACGGCGGUGUACUUUGGCGGAGGGAUGGUCAUCAACGUCAGCGACGGCGCGGGCGGCGAAGCGCCCGCCCCGAACCCAGCGGCGUAUGUCUACAUGGCGCCCGAGGGCAGCGCGGUCCGCGCGCUGCUCGGCCGCAGCGGUGGCGACAUCGGCGGCGUCAGUGGCGACAGCGGCGGCGCUGCUGCCUGUGGACCCGAGAGAGCCGGAAGCAGCGGGCGGCUGGCACCUCAACCAGCUCGGCAGCAGCAGCAGCAGCAGCAGCAGCAACAGCAGUGGCAGCAGCAGCAGCAGCAGGACAUGCAGCAGCAGCAGCCGCAGCAGCAGCAGCAGCAGCCGCAGCAGCCGCAGCAGCCGCAGCAGCAGCAGGAGGACAUGCAGCAGCAGCACGCUCGCCCGGCGCUGCAGCAGAUCCAGCAGCCGUCCAUCGGUUCGCAGCCCUCGUCACAGCCGCAGGCCUCAGGCGGCUCGCGGAGCGAGGGGGGCGGCCUUCAAAUGGAGGUGGGGGCCAGGGGCGCUUCUCAGCAGGAGCAGCAGGGGCAGCCGCGGCAGCAGGAGCCCCAGGAGCAGCAGGAGCGGUGGCGGCGGCGGCCAGGCCGCGGUGCAGAGGUGUCAACCCCAACGGCCAAGCGCGACCCGCACGCGCCCCCGCGCCCGCCGCGCGAGAGCCAGGACUCGGCGAGUGUGUCUGUUGGCAGCAGGCCGAGGGCGAGGGCGCGGCGCCCUGAGGGAGGGCAGUUGCUUUCGGGGGCGCAGCCAGCGGUGCCAGUGCAAGUGCGGCAGCAGCAGCAGCCAGAGAGGCGGCCCGGGAAGACCAGCAGUCAGGGCGGGCAGGGCAAUCUUGAGGAGGAGGAUGACUGGGAUGUGUUGGUCGUGGAAGAAAGGGCCACGGCUGGGCCCCAGGACAUUGGCGGUGCGGCUGCGCCGGGCCAGCGGCGACGGGGCUCCUUGGUAGCAGACUCGGGCGGCGAGGCGGCGCCCGAGGAGUGGCGCAUCGGCCGCAGCUCCAAGCGGCGCGCCUUGAGCCGAGGCGCGGACGCCAUGGGCACCCGUUGCGCCUCAGCAGAGGUUCCGGCUGCGGAGGAGCCCGCGCUGCGUGCAGGCCGGCCGGCCGGCCCGGCUGACGCCCCCGCCCCCGGCUCGCCGCCGCCAGAGGACGAGCUCGCUGCGGAAGCCACCUGCGCCAUCUGCCGCGACCUGUUCGUCUCGCCCUUCGUCCUGGGCUGCAGCCACACCUUCUGCGGCGACUGCCUGCACAGCUGGCUCGCCCGCAAGGCGCAGUGCCCCAACUGCCGGGCCGCGGUGGCCGCGCCGCCGCUGCCCAACCGGGGGCUGGACAACAUCGCGCGGGUGCUCGCGGCGCGCGGCGCCGGCGCGUCGCAGGGCGCGCGGCAGGAGCGGCUGGCGGCGUGGCGGGCGGUGGAGGCCGCUGUGCAGCGGGAGUGGGAGCGGGGGCUGCGACACGAAGGGGAGCAGCGCAAGGAGGCGCCGCCGCAGCCGGCGGUCGCGGGGCACGAGGGCCGUGUGCAGCAGUCUGGAGAGCUCCGCAGCGCUCAGCCAGGCGCCAGCCAGCGGCCGCGCCCGGCGCAGCCGCGCGGGCAGCGGGCGGCAGCGGGCGCUGGCAGGGGCAGGGGCGGGGUGGCGGCGCGUCGCCUGCUUGCUGCAGCCAGGGGCCGUGGCGGCGGCGGCGGCGGCGGCGCCGGCAGGAGCGGCCGGCGCCUGGGCCCUGCGUGGCAAAUUCCGAUGGAUGCCUUGUUCCCUCCCCACUGA